UAAGUGAAAAAGAUUUGAAUCUUUCUAAAAUAUAUUCACACCUUGAUUUAUGCCUAAUCUGGCAUAAAGUUCAUUUAACUAUGGAUAUGGGCAUGAUAGACAUCGCUAAUUAUACUGUUGAGACUUAAAAACUGUUCUUUGAUUAUAAAUAAUAUUGAGCACGUGGCAUGACACAUGGUGUGAAUAUAGAAAUCAGCUGUUCACAAGACAUUUGUUAAAAAGUAUUUUUAUAAACUUAUGAAAUUGCCUUUUUAUGAUAUUUAAAAGGUUCAUAGCAACGAUAUAAGUUAAUCAUUUCAUAAUGGAUGGUGAAAGUAAAGCCUUAAUAUCUGACUGCUUUUUAAGAACUCUGCCUACGGAUAUACAUGCAACAAAUGCUAAAAAGGAAGUUCCAGAACCAAAAAAUGCUCCUCAUAAAACUGAGAUGCAGCUGCUGUCACUACGAGAAGAGACACAAAACAUGAUAGAAUCGACAUUAAAGUACAUACAUGGCGAUAAUUUUGAAUUUUCUAAGUUGGAUGAUUAUGAGCAUAAAAACAGCAAGAUCAAAGGAUCAUAUUGGAGGGAGAAAGGCGAACUAGUCAUUAAAGGAGGAUCAGAUUACAGUGGAUUAGUAUCGGAAGGAAGAGAAGGAAAAAUGAAAAUGUAUGCUUUAAUUAAACUAGAAUCUUAUGGAUUUGAAGUACGCCAUUCUCUCGAAGUGCUUAACAUGUUUGAGGAUAAUGUAGACGACAGCAUCAACUUUUUAUAUGAAAAGUAUUUUCCAACUAAGCGAAAAGCGAACGAUAAUAAUGCACAACUAGAUGAGCUUUCAACAGAAGAACGUUAUGAGCAAAUGAAUGAUGAAUUGGAAUCACUAAAAUCAAUUUUUCAUGAUGAGAUCCAGGAAAUCGAAAAGCAUUCAAUUUGGCAGUUUCAAUUACGUCUUGAUUAUCUCCUUAAAUUCUCACCAUCAGAAGAAAAGAAGGCUGAAUUAAAAAAGAAACUUGAAAUGGAAGCACAAUUUCAGGAACUUCAACGACUAAAACUAAAUAAAAAGAAAAAUAAGGUCGAAAAGUGUAGAAAUGUAUUGGAGAAAGGAAAAUGCAAGUAUGGCAUGAAAUGUAAAUUUUCUCAUGACAUUAAUCGAGACGAUGAUGACAAUACAGAUGGACCGAAUUCUUCUAAACAAUUUAAUAAAAAGACUGACACUACUCAAGAAGAUCGUAAGACGUGGAUAUUGGAAAUAAGAUUUCCAAAGUGGUGUCAUUAUCCAAGUCAACCGCCUAUAAUUUUAUUAAGGAAUAAAAUAGGAGAUAUACCAAAAUCUAUAUGCCUAAGGAUAAAUCAACGUUUGAUAGAUGAAUCUAGAGAAUUGGCAAAAGAUCAAAUUCCAUCAGUUUAUUCUGUAGUGGACUUGCUUAAAAAUGAGGAUGAUAUUCUAAAUUUCCUUAAAAAGGCUGAAUCGUUCUACACGUAUCCACCAUGUGAUAUCUCAAUAUUCGAUUAUGACCCAGACAAUUUGAAUGGAAUUAUAAAUGAAAGUGAUGAAGAAGACUUGCCUACACAUUAUGAAAUGGGAAAGGUUGAUAAAUUUGAUAAGCAGGCAUUAAGUGAUGCUGAGAUAUUAAGAGAAAAUGUAAAGCUGGUUAAGAGAUUUAAUGAAAAACUUGACACGCCAGCUUACAAGAAAAUGCUUGGAGGUAGAAAGAAUCUCCCAACUUGGCCAAUGAGAAAUGAAAUUCUAAAAGUCAUUAAAGAAAAUCAAGUGUGCAUUAUAUCUGGUGAGACAGGUUCUGGAAAAUCAACACAGACUCCCCAAUUUAUUUUAGAUGAUUGGCUUGAAAAGUCAACCAACAGCAAUAAACCCGAAAAUGUUGAGAUAAUUGUUACUCAACCGAGAAGAAUUGCUACAAUUGGAGUAGCUGAAAGAAUAAGCGACGAACGUUGUGAAAAAAUUGGAAGUAUUGUCGGUUAUCAAAUUCGAUUAGAGAAUAAGAUUUCAGCAUCUACACGUUUGACAUUUUGCACGACUGGAAUAUUACUGCGAAGGCUUUAUUCUGAUCCCUUAUUGAGUUCGAUUAAUUAUGUAAUAAUUGACGAAGUCCAUGAACGGUCUGAAGAGUCGGACUUUCUUUUAUUAAUUCUAAAAGGAUUAUUAGAGAAGAGAAAAGAUUUAAAAAUAAUUUUGAUGUCUGCGACAUUAAAUGCUAAACUAUUUUCUGAUUAUUUCAAUGGUGCACCAGUUAUUAACAUUAAAGGACGUACUUUUCCUGUAAGGCAAAUUUACCUCGAAGACAUCCUUGAAAGUACUCAAUUUGUACUAGAAGCUGAUUCUCAAUAUUGCAAGAAAUUGUCAAAGAGAGAUGAGGAAGCUUUAAUGCAGGAAUUAGAGUAUAUGGAUAUACAGGCUAAUAUGAAUCCACCGCCUCGUUCAAUUCGUGAUGAGAAUCUCUCAUUAUCUGAUUUACUAGCUAGAUAUCAGGGAUAUUCAAAAACAGCAUGCAAAAGUCUUUUCAUAAUGGACCAUUUUAAAAUUAAUCCUGAAUUAAUUGAGGCAAUUCUGGAUUACAUUAUUGAAUGUGAUGAAAAGGAUUGGCCACAAGAAGGAAGUAUUUUAGUAUUUUUGCCUGGUUUAGGAGAAAUUCAGUCUGUAUAUGAUGCAUUAAUGGAUAGCAAAAAUUUUGGACCAAGAACUGAUAAAUUCAUUAUCAUCCCAUUACAUUCAUCACUGUCAUCUGAGGAUCAAAGCAUGAUAUUCAGAAAGUUUAAUAGAAAGAGGAAAAUUAUUUUGAGUACGAAUAUUGCUGAAACUUCAGUUACAAUUGAUGACGUAGUUUUCGUAAUCGAUUGUGGUCAGCAUAAAGAAAAACAUUUUGACAAUAAUCGAAAUAUGGAGUCACUCGAUACUUCAUGGAUAUCUCGGGCGAAUUGUUCUCAAAGAAGAGGACGUGCUGGAAGAGUUAUGGCUGGAGUUUGCUUUCAUAUUUUCACAAAACAUCGACAUGAUAAUCAUUUACUUGCUCAGCCAAUACCUGAAAUUCAUAGGAUACCUCUUGAGCAAUUGCUGUUAAGAAUAAAAAUGUUAAAUAAUUUUCACGGCAGGAAAAUUCAUGAAGUGCUAUCAAAAUGUAUAGAACCACCGACUAUGGAGAGUGUUGAGGCAGCAAUCAAAAGAUUACAGAACCUUGGGGCUUUUGAAAAAGAAAAUUUGACGCCUCUAGGCUCUCAUUUAGCACUUCUUCCAGUUGAUGUCAGAAUAGGAAAAUUGAUGUUGUUCGGUGCCAUAUUUCAAUGCUUGGAUAGUGUACUUACAAUUUGUGCAUGCUUAAGUCAUAAAUCACCUUUCGUUUCACCAUUUACUAAACGACAAGAAGCAAAUGCACGAAAAAGACAGUUCUCAAUUGCUAAUAGUGAUCAUUUGACAGUCUUGAAUGCCUACAAAAAAUGGAGAGAGGCUUAUAAGAAAAGUCGUUAUGCUGGACAAGUUUAUGCUGAAGAGAAUUUUCUUUCAAUUAAAACAUUGGAAACAAUUGGCGAAAUGAAAUAUCAAUUUUUAGAACUGCUUAUUUCUAUUGGCUUUGUUCCUGUUGAUUUGCCAAAAAAGCAGAGAGGAAGAGUAUUUGAUGACAAUGUUUUUGACAUAACUGGAAAGAUUCUUAAUGCCAACUCGGAAAACUCUCGUUUAAUUAGUGGAAUUCUUUGUGCUUCUUUAUAUCCUAAUAUCAUUAAGAUUUUGACUCCAGAGAAGAAUUAUGUGGCUACAUUAUCUGGUGCCAUGCCAAGAUCAUUUCAGGCAUCUGAAUUGAAAUUUAAAACUAAAGAGGAUGGAUAUGUCGCUUUACAUCCUUCAAGUGUUAAUGCAUCAGUUGGUGUGUUUCAAUCUCCAUUUCUUAUUUAUCAGGAAAAAGUAAAGACAUCACGUGUUUUUAUCCGAGACUGUACUAUGGUUCAAAUGAUUCCAUUAAUUCUGUUCUCUGGAUCCGACAUUAGAAUUGAGCUUCAUAAUGGAGAAUUUAUGUUCUUGCUUGAAGACGGUUGGCUUAUAAUACAGGCAAGCUGCUUGAAAACUGCUGAAUGUAUGAAGCAUAUGCGUAAGGAAUUGAUGAAUAUUUUAAACGAGAAAAUUAAGGAUCCACUGUUAAAUUUAUGGAAUCAUGAUCAAGGAAAGAGAGUCAUCGGUACUAUUAUACAUUUAUUAACGAAAGAAUGAUUGCUGUUAUCAUGCUUGUAUGUAGUUUUUGUCAUAUGAUACCCUGAACUUGUGUCUUAUGACACAAUAAGGAAAUAAAUAUUUUGUUUUACUAAAAACAAACGUUAA
Molecule: messenger RNA, 4300 nt
Organism: Chironomus riparius
Lineage: Eukaryota; Metazoa; Arthropoda; Insecta; Diptera; Chironomidae
Source: the annotation of a GenBank genome assembly